AUGUCUGUCGCAUCCAACCCGUACGCUCCCAGCCCGCUCGACCUGGUGUCGAAUGUUAACAACUUUCAGCUGAUUGAGUCCACGCUAAGAGAAGGCGAGCAGUUUGCCAACGCCUUUUUCAGUACAGAAAAGAAGGUGGAAAUCGCCAAGGCUUUGGAUGAUUUCGGUGUCGACUACAUCGAGCUCACGUCGCCCGUGGCGUCCGAACAGAGCCGCAGAGACUGCGAGACCAUCUGCAAGCUUGGUCUUCGCGCCAAGAUCCUGACGCACAUUCGUUGCCACAUGGACGACGCCAAAGUGGCGGUAGAGACCGGUGUGGACGGUGUAGACGUGGUUAUCGGCACAUCCCAGUUUCUCAGACAGUUUUCGCACGGCAAAGACAUGAACUACAUCUCCAAGAGUGCCAUCGAAGUGAUCGAAUUCGUCAAGUCUAAGGGCCUGGAAAUCCGGUUUUCGUCUGAGGACUCUUUCAGAUCCGACAUCGUGGACUUGCUAAACAUCUACAAGACCGUUAGCGCCAUCGGUGUCAAUCGUGUGGGUAUCGCCGACACCGUUGGCUGCGCUAACCCCAGACAGGUGUACGACUUGGUCAGAACCUUGAAGAGCGUCGUAUCGUGCGACAUUGAAUGCCAUUUCCACGACGACACCGGUUGCGCCAUUGGCAAUGCAUACUCCGCGCUGGAAGGUGGCGCCAGGCUCAUCGACGUGUCCGUGCUCGGGAUCGGCGAAAGAAACGGAAUCACGCCUCUGGGUGGAUUCAUGGCCCGGAUGAUUGUGGCCGCCCCAGAGUACGUCAAGUCCAAGUACAAGCUGCAAAAGCUCAGAGACAUUGAGAAUCUGGUUGCAGAGGCCGUCGAGGUCAACGUUCCUUUCAACAAUCCUAUCACCGGUUUCUGUGCGUUCACCCACAAGGCUGGUAUUCACGCCAAAGCAAUUCUGGCGAACCCAUCCACUUACGAGAUCUUGGACCCUCACGAUUUCGGCAUGAAGAGAUACAUCCACUUUGCUAACAGACUGACUGGGUGGAAUGCCAUCAAGUCCAGGGUCGAGCAACUGAAUCUGCAAUUGACUGACGAUCAAAUCAAGGACGUCACUUUGAAGAUCAAAAAGAUCGGUGACGUCAGACAAUUGAGCAUCGAUGACGUUGACAGCAUUAUCAAGGAGUUCCACUCGACCCUUCAAUAA
Molecule: messenger RNA, 1185 nt
Organism: Lachancea meyersii CBS 8951
Lineage: Eukaryota; Fungi; Ascomycota; Saccharomycetes; Saccharomycetales; Saccharomycetaceae
Source: the annotation of a GenBank genome assembly